UUUCAUCCCUUCCACUAAUAUCAUCCGUUUUUUGAAUUUUAACGGUUAUGUUGUGUUUACUGCUUAUUGUUUGACCAAAUAACAAUAGGUAGGCAAUUUUGCCGUCUUACACAUGGCACUUUUUUUCUAAGUAAUUCAGGUACAUUGAACUAUGUAAUAAGAUUUGUUAAGUAUCAUUUAUUUACCUGUUGUUUAAAUACUAUCAUUUACGUAUCUUCUUCAUAAUUGUUAUGUUUUUAAUAUCAUAAAAAUUUAAAUUAUUUCUACAAAUUUAUCGUUUGUAAUUUGAAUAAUAUAAAAAGAUGAUGCGUCGAAAAUUGAGUUUCAUCAACAAUGAAUGUUGUAAACCUAUGAGGAUGACGGAGAGCAUUGUGGAAGCCGAUAUUCAACGUCAAAUGCGAGAUAGAUUUGAUGAAGAAUGUCCUUACUCAUUGUCAAGAAGAAGUCCUAAAUCAAGAAAUUGUAAUUCACAAGUAUGGCAAGUAGCAGUUAACACAGUUACAAAAAAGAGUGAUGCCCUCAAACAUAGUAUGAAUUCAGUUUUUAGAUCAAUGAAUAAAUUAAGAACUGGUUUUAAAAUGGCUACUCAAAAAUUACGGCCAACUACAAGACGUCGUUUUAAAUUAGAUGAAUCACCUUUAACUCCUAAUACACCCAAAACACGGUCCAAAUGCUUAUUGGGUAGGACUCCCACUAAAAUGUAUAGCCCUUUUGCUAUUGAUACCCCACCAUCUUUGCGUAGAAGAUUUGCAUAUCGAAGGAAUCAAAAUUUAGAUUCUGAAAGUAACAAAUCUGUGAAUGGGAAGAGUGAAUCUUAUAGUGAUAAUUUGAUAAACAAUGAAAAUAAGCAGCCUAACAUUAAACCUAAGGUACCAAAUGAAAAUUAUGGCAGCUUAAUAUAAUCAUUAAGAAAUGUAACAUUUUUGUACUUUUUUACUUAAUGCUAUUGACAUAUUAUUAUAUUAUUUAUUUAUAUAUAUAUAUAUGUGUGUGUGUGUGUACAAUUAUGUUCUUUUUCUAUACAUUAGAAAACAUGGUAUGAUAACUUAAAAUUAUUGAGUCAUUUUUCAUUAUUAUAUUAAUUUUAAGAAAUUUUGAAUCUUAAAAAAAAAAAUUUUA
Molecule: messenger RNA, 1119 nt
Organism: Daktulosphaira vitifoliae (grape phylloxera)
Lineage: Eukaryota; Metazoa; Arthropoda; Insecta; Hemiptera; Phylloxeridae
Exons: 3
Coding region: 303-902 (199 amino acids)
Source: RefSeq, a predicted model, not a curated record